Molecule: messenger RNA, 2121 nt
Organism: Closterium sp. Naga37s-1
Lineage: Eukaryota; Viridiplantae; Streptophyta; Zygnematophyceae; Desmidiales; Closteriaceae
Source: the annotation of a GenBank genome assembly
AUGAAACACGCUUCAGUUACUAACGCGUACGCAUCCAUUGCAGUUAUGAAGCUGACGCAGGUGCUGUCGCAAGCGCACGCGACAGCUGGUUACAAUCGCAACAAGUUCCUCGUUUUCGCGCUGCUGUGUACCAACUGCUUCACCCUCGUCACUCUCUAUGGCACCGUCCCCCGGUUUUCCGGGACUCUGGAUAUUGACGACGCCGCUGACGUGGAUCUGCGCAGCAGCAGCGGCGGGGAAGGGCGCGGAGGGGAAAGCGCAUGGGGGGAGGAAGGGGGUGGCGCGCUUGGGACGGGACAGGGGGGGACAUCUGCGCUGCGCCUCUCCAAUGCUACAGACCGCUCUUUCAAGCGAGGGUUCGGCAUGCAGGUGAGUGUGUUGAGGCCGGGGAUGGGGCCAGGAAAGGGGGGAAGGAGGGAAGGGGGACAGCUGGGCUGGGGGAGGUUGAAAAGCAGGGGCCAGGGAAAGACGCCUGCGCUGCGCCUCUCCAAUGCUACAGAUCGCACGCUCAAGCGAGGGUUUGGCAUGCAGGCGAGUAUCGCAUACCGCCUCUCUGCAAGUCUCUUUGUGGUGAUUGGCCUCUCUCCUCUGCCUCUGCACCGCAACCUCGAUGCUCGGGUGUGCCGCUGGUAUCCUGCCACGUCAUCCUCCUCCCCUAUCCUCGGCGAAGUCUCGAUAGAAUACCCCGGCGAAUCGCACAGCAAGCCGUAUGAGGUGGCAAUGCUGUUCUGCCAGCUCAGCAGCCCCACCCCCAGCACAAGAGAGCGGGGGCGGAAAGGGGACGGGCGGCAGAGUGCGGGGGGCCAUCUGACGGUUGUGAUCGAACGAGAGGAGAUCUUGGUGCUCGGCGAACCGGCCAAUGAGAAGUUGCCAUUGCCACUCGAGCCGUCAGCCCCCUACGCCAGCAACAUCACCUAUUGCUCCUCGCCAAUCUACGGCCAGUUCAACUCCCUCAGAGUGCUCGAGUGGGUGGUAUACCACCAGCAGGGCCACGGGGUGGACCUGUUCCACAUGUACAAUGCGGGCGGCAUGGGCGAGCCUAUAAUGCGGACGCUGGGUCCCUUUAUAAAGGAGGGGCAGAUGACUGUAACGGAUGUGACUGAAGUGGACGAAUUCGAGACGUGGUUCGGGCAGGUCCUAGUGGUGAACGACUGCGCCUACCGUUCUCUCUUCACCUCUCGAUGGGUCCUCUUUCUGGACUUGGACGAGUACCUCUACGUCUCACAGCCCCUCGGCUCUUCUCUCAUCACCGCGCUCGCGCACUACGAGUCCUACUCCCGAUGGGUGCUCUUCCUCGACUUGGAUGAGUAUCUUUACUUCUCGCAGCCCCUGAGGUCGUCCCUCAUCACCGCACUCGCUCGCUACGAGGUCAGUGUGCUUCCUAUCAACUCGCUCGCUCGCUCUUCACCUCCCGAUGGGUGCUCUUCCUGGGCUUGGACGAGUACCUCUAUGUCUCACAGCCCCUCGGCUCUUCCCUCAUCACCGCACUCACUCGCUAUGAGCGCCCUCUUCCAAGAGAAGAGUGCUCUGCCUGAAUCAUCAGCGGCUGCUCCUCGACUCCUCUCUUGUGCGGCCUCUCUUCUCCUCCCCAUUUCUCACUUUCUCCCUCCCUCCCAUACGCAGCAAGCUGCCUAUGUGUCAUUCGGCAGUCUCUAUUUCUACACCGACAAGUGCUCGCACUCCCUGAACGAAGCAGCCUAUGUGUCAUUCGGCAGUCUCUAUUUUUACACCGACAAGUGCUCGCACUCUAUGAACGUGGCAGGUACUGGUGUAACCAAAGCAACCCAUACCUCUUUUGCCCCCUUCCCCUCCCCCGUUCCCCUGUUCCCCACGCAGCAAGCGGCCUACGUGUCAUUUGGGAGUCUCUACUUUUACACGGACAAGUGCUCGCACUCCAUGAACGUCUCUGCCUCAUCGCCCCCCCGCUGGGAGGUGGAGAGGAUGAUUUUCCGCCAGGCCGACGUGCACUGUGUGGCGCCCAAGCGCUACGAGUCCCGCGACAUGUGCCUGGGGUUCGAUGGGCACAGGAAGUAUGUUGCCGACCCGAGGAAGGUCAAGCUAUUCGGGGUGAGUGGAAAAGGGCAGGGCAAUCUUUGGAACAUCUGUCUGUCUGGAAGGUAG